This is a messenger RNA of Piliocolobus tephrosceles (Ugandan red Colobus), 1829 nucleotides long. RefSeq names its product Rhox homeobox family member 1 (gene RHOXF1). Bases 1028 to 1696 code for a protein of 222 amino acids. NCBI's taxonomy places the organism in Eukaryota, Metazoa, Chordata, Mammalia, Primates, Cercopithecidae. Gene Ontology annotation, molecular function: DNA-binding transcription factor activity, RNA polymerase II-specific; RNA polymerase II transcription regulatory region sequence-specific DNA binding. The transcript is spliced from 6 exons. Gene Ontology annotation, biological process: regulation of transcription by RNA polymerase II. The record is from RefSeq and is a predicted model, not a curated record.
CCAGCCUGGUACCUUGCCCCUUGAGGCAUAAUAUUUCUGAAAACUGUCCAAAGGACCUGCAUAUUGUUAAGAAGAGCUGCAAAAUGUACCAGAGAGAAAGAUCAGGUACCCAAUGGAACGCUCGUCCUAAGCAAAAAUAGCCACAAAUCACAGCCUGAUGUACCAGAUUUAUGUGAGCAGCGACCCUAGAACCAGACUGGGUAUCUGAAUCAUGGCUUCACUCACCACCUGCUAGCUGGCUAAUCUGACACUCCCUACACAGCAAGCUUAUCUAACUACGUGUUUACUUAGAAGUUACAGAGACUGAACCUUAAAGCAAACCAGGAACCUCCAGAACUCUCUCCUACCAGGAGGCAAAUUGAGAUUGCCUCAGUUUACAACCUAGCUCUGCCCAUGAUGGUGCCAGCCAGACCACCUGAUAGAUAAGACAUCCGAGGCAAGUCACAUAGACUCCGCACUCCAUCGCCCUCUCCCCUGCAUGUCGUUCAUGCCAAGCCCCCCUUUCAAAGCUCCUGCCUUCUGCCCCAAAGGCUGUAGUGGCUUCCUUAAGGCAGCCUGUACUACUUCCCCUCAGCUAGCUCUGGAAUAAAGCCACUUUCUUUUACCAGACGUCAUUCUUGUUCAUUGGACUUUGCAAGUGGUGAGCAGUCAGAGCUGUGUUCAGUUACACGUAUGCUUUGCCUCAUUGAACUCUCAUGAAAACCCUAUGAUCAAGACACUGUUGGUAUCUCCAUUUUAUAGGUGAGGAAGCUAAGAACCAGAUAGAUUCAUCCAGUGUCCCAGGACACACAGUGAGUCAUGCUUCGGAUCUGUGCUCCUAGCUGAUGCCUCCCAUUACUGGUAGUCCUUUUCUGCUCCCCACAAUGUACAUUUCUUCAUUUCUUUUUCAAUUUUCUUAUUAUCUAUUUUUCUUCUUCUUCCUCUCUCUUCUUUCACUAGGGAUAGAAUGCGAGGAUCUCACUUAGCCCAGUGGAUGGCAGUCAAUUAAUGGGGCGAGUGGCUUAGUCCUGCCAUACUGGUUCCCUGCAUGCUGCGAAGUGCAAGGGCCUUUCCAUGCUCAGAAUCACCAGGAAGACCAGAGCUCUCUCUCUCGCUGCAGACGCCACGGGGUUUGUGUAAGGGGCGCAGCACUCCAGCCAUGGCACGUUCGCUAGUCCAUGACGAGAAGUUCUACUGCCUGAAUGUAUACCAGGUAAAAAUAAGCCCCACACCUGAGCUGGGGGCAGCAUCAAGGGUAGAAGGCCAUGUUGGCCAAGAAGCUCCAGGCCUCAUGGGUAAUAUGAACCCUGAGGGCGGGGUGAACCACGAGAAUUGCAUGAACCGCUAUGACGGCAUGAUCCACGAGGGCGGCGGUGGAAACCAGGGGCCUAGGCAGCUGCAGCAGCCCCUGGAGGAGCCGGCCCAGGCGGCCAUGGAGGAUCCGCAGCCCGAGAACAUGCAGCCACGAAUUCGGCGCAGGAAGUUCAGGCUGUGGCAGGUGCAGGAGCUGGAAAGUGUUUUCCAACGCACUCAAUACCCUGAUGUGCCCACAAGAAGGGAACUUGCCGAAAACUUAGGUGUGACUGAAGACAAAGUGCGGGUUUGGUUUAAGAAUAAAAGGGCCAGAUGCAGGCGAUAUCAGAGGCAAUUAAUGCUCACCAAUGAAGUACUUGCUGACCCAGACAACUGUGUCUACGUCAUCUUGGACGAGCCCUAGAAUGCCAUCCUUCUUCAGGAGCUAGUUUGGAGAUGGGUUUUUCUGGUGCCACUGACACCUGGGCUGCCCAUGCCACUCAGGCUACCCUUAUCUCCUCUGAACUUAUGUUAUCAAUAAAGAGGCAAAUUCUCAA